UCCACUCCUACGACCAUGGAUUGGACCGGUGAUGGGCGGCCUUCUCCUUCGGGCUCCGCCUUCUGGCCGUGGGUGGUUCUGACGCCAGCAGAGUGUGUGCAUUUCGGCAACAUAAGAAUCACUGCCAACGUCGCACUCUCUUCGAGAUUGUCUCCCUCUUCGGCUCCCUUCUCCCGCCGCCGGCAAUGUCUGCCGCCUCCAGAUAAGAAUUCCAGCGGCGCCAUGAUGGUAUCCCGUGAGUCGCCAAAGCAGAAGUGCAAUCGACGCUUUUUGACUACUUGCACUGGCGUGGGUAUGAGCUUGUUGGACGCUGAGCACAUCAACGAAAAUUCGCCUAAUUUGUGGUGAAGCUGAUUGCAAAGGUCGAGAAAAUGGGAGCUUGUGCUGGUGUUAUCAACGAGGAGAAAACAAACGUAGCCCGAACGAGUAGCCAAGUGAAAGCAAAAGAAGGGAGCUAAGCCAGCCAGUGAUCCAUAGGCCUUUGUCCGAACCCUAGGAUUUAGAGACUUUUGGUGAAGCUACAUUCGGACUGUUCGCUUUGCCAUCGCUCUAACUCUAUUGACUUGAGACUAGGUUGAGGGAGUCAAUCAAUUGACCUUGUACCUCGUCCCACGAGUACACUAACGAGAGAGGAAACCUUACUCUGCUGAGCUAUUCGGAUUUAGAGGGACUUUUGUUAUCUUGUUUUGAAGGGGUAGUUUUUCGGACGUUUUCUAGGAUCAGAGGGAAGCUGCUAACCUUAGACUCAGGAUUUGAAGAGAUGGGCUGGCGGUAGGGCUUCGCUCCCUUUACUGCUCAAGGAGAAGAGAGGUGAAAAUGGGGAUUUGAAGGUCGAAAAAAGUGAUGGGUUGCGUUUCCUUUUUUU
Messenger RNA from Striga asiatica, 865 nucleotides. Lineage: Eukaryota; Viridiplantae; Streptophyta; Magnoliopsida; Lamiales; Orobanchaceae. The record is from the annotation of a GenBank genome assembly.